AUGGGGUCGGCAGGCAGGGAGGUGUCGAUUUCGCUGGACAGCGUGAGGGACAAGAAUUUGAUGCAAUUGAAGAAGCUCAACUCUGUCCUUUUCCCCGUUCGGUACAACGACAAGUACUAUGCCGAUGUCCUCGCCUCCGGUGAAUUUACCAAAUUAGCCUAUUAUUGUGACAUUUGUGUUGGGUCCAUUGCAUGCCGCAUCGAGAAAAAGGAAAGUGGUGGUAUUCGUGUAUACAUAAUGACAUUGGGCGUUUUGGCUCCAUAUCGUGGGUUAGGUGUUGGCACAAAGUUAUUGAAUCAUGUGCUUGACAUUUGCACGAAGCAGAGCAUUGGUGAGAUCUACUUGCACGUGCAGACCAACAAUGAAGAAGCCAUCAAAUUCUACAAGAAAUUUGGGUUCGGUAUAACAGAAACGAUCCACAACUACUACACGAAUAUUACACCACCCGAUUGCUAUGUUGUUACCAAGUUCAUUGCCCAAGCCGAAACGAAUAAAUAG
Molecule: messenger RNA, 498 nt
Organism: Striga hermonthica
Lineage: Eukaryota; Viridiplantae; Streptophyta; Magnoliopsida; Lamiales; Orobanchaceae
Source: the annotation of a GenBank genome assembly